AAAAGAAGAUUUCAAAAAAAAUAAAUUUGAAACUGAUGAGUAUUCUAUAAAAACUUUACAGAAAUACGGUGAAAAGUCACUGACGGAUCUAAAACUUAACUUGGCUCUCAGUAGUACAAAAAUAUCGUGAGAACAAGGUAAAAUUUCAAAAUGGCAUUAAACAUUGAUCUAAGUAAUACACAAAAUAUUGACCAGAUUAUUAAAUGUAUAAAAAUUGGUUGUGUACCAGAAGUAUCAAAUAAUGAAAAUGAUUUGGCUAAUCGUGAUAAAGCAUUAUUGGCUCAUUUAGAAAUUGCUAAACCUAUAUUAAAUAAACUCAGCAUUUUGUUGAGUAAACUCUUAAAUAAUGAUGUAGACCUUCAAAUUAAGCUUCAGGACAUAAUAAUUCCUUGCUUAUAUUUAUGUGGUGAACAUUGCAAAUCAAACUUAGCGUGGAGUGACGAAGAAAGCCAUACUUUAAUGAAAUUGUGUAUUGAAAAACUGUGCAGUCUCAUGCAUUAUGUAAAUAUUGAAGAAUUAUUUACUCAUCUAGAUGUUUCCAAGAUUUUCGUUGGCUUGCAAUGCAAAUUAGAAAAUGAUAAUUGGAAAAAAUAUCCGGCUGCUGUUGAGUGUUUUAUAUGGAUAUUGAAAUACUUAAAAAUGCCACAUUUAAAUUCUUUAUUAUACUUGGUGAUGCCAUUACCGUUAAACAUGUUUGAUGAUUACCAAGAUUCAAGUAUACUUACGGCUUUAGAUGCUUUUCAACACAUCAUCACUAAUACACCUUCUGUGGAAUUAGCAAUGAGUGGCUAUGACAUUGUUUUACUGAAGUCAUUAGAAACUGGUCUGCGUUCAUCUGAAUAUCAGCUAAUACCAAAUUUAAUGAAGUGUCUUUUAUCACUGAUUUCAAAGAUGCAAAUGAAACAUUUAAGCAACAAAAAUUCUUUGGAGUGGACAAAGUUUGAUGAUGUUAUGAAUAUUUUACUCCCACGAAUGGAAUUCGAACGUAAACAUGAGCCAAUCAUGUGUUACGCAUCAAUUUUUCCACUUGUUUUGGAGUCAACUGGAUUUGCUUGCAUUCGUUGGUCAGAGCGUUUGAUACCAUUAUUUGCAGAGUAUGUUAUGAACAGUCAAUCUACUUUUUCAACAGUAAAGGCAAUUGAAGUAUUUAUUCAACAAACUUGGCCAAGACGGUGUACUCAUUGGAAAGUGUUGCUAACAAUAUUGAUCAAAGCUCUAUAUAAUGAAGAUAAAAGUCCUGUGCAGCCUAAUAAAGAAAAUAUUAUAGUAAUUGUAGAAUGUAUUAGAACAUUAGAAGCAGCAAGACCUGAAUGUGUACGUAACGUUUUAAAUAAAUUGAAAGAAUGUAAAGAAUUUCAAUCAAAAAUUAUAUUUAAAGAAUAUUUGGAAAUGUUAUAGCUCAAUAGUUGUUAGUUCGAAUAUAGUAAUAUUGUUGUGAGUUACAAACAACUA
Messenger RNA from Metopolophium dirhodum (rose-grain aphid), 1452 nucleotides. Its product is annotated as TELO2-interacting protein 2-like. NCBI's taxonomy places the organism in Eukaryota, Metazoa, Arthropoda, Insecta, Hemiptera, Aphididae. The record is from RefSeq and is a predicted model, not a curated record. The coding region runs from base 151 to 1398 and encodes 415 amino acids. The transcript is spliced from 7 exons.